UUGCCUUUAGAUCUCACACUUCCCAGACGAGUGGGCUUAUUACGCACCACUUUGGGGCUUUAAGUCUUGCCCUGGCACCACAGCGCUUACUGCAACAUCUUCUCAUCAAUAGAUGCCGCUCUCCUAGUCCCUGCCGCCUUGUCCUGCCACAGGAGCCAGUUGCUCUGUCCCUCUCUGUAGUGUAGCCUCUUCAUAACUCGGGACGCCCCCUUUGGUCUCCAUAGCUUUCAGGGCACAUGGCGGGGGGGAAAUGGGGGAGGAAACAGUCCUCUGGUCCCGUGUGCUUUAGUUGUCCCGCAAGACAAAGAAAUUGCUAACGAAGCUUGUAGGAACUGAAGUUGCCCGGAACUUACUUACGCGAGCGGCCAGGGAAGAUUUUCCUAGGUGGCUUGGUUUCCUGUUGUGCUGAGCGCGGAGUCUGGCGGGGGAGGCUUUCGAAGGGUCAUGCUGGGCGUGGGGUUUCUGUGCCGGUUGGGUUCGCGGCUGCUGUCUCGAGGACGUCGUGGCUCGGUUCUCGUGGCUGCCGAGGCAGGAAUUGGGAAUAGGGGUCUGUGGUGUGUGAUAGCCAGGAAUAUUGGUAACAAUUCCACAUGGUGGGAUGAGCAUCUUUCAGCAGAGAAUGCUGAAUUCCUGAAGAAGAUAACCACAGAAGAAUUCAAAGCUCAAACAGCUAGUAAAUUGUGUCCGCUGAAAGAUGAGCCCUGGCCUUUGCACCAGUGGGAGCCAGGGUCCAGAAGAGUUGGUGUAGUUGCAGUGAAGUUGGGAAUGAUGCCAUCAUGGACCAAGAAUGGUGAAAGACUUUAUGUCACGUUACUUCAGGUUCGAGACUGCCAUGUUUUAAAGUGCAUCCCAAAAGAAGAAAGUGGUGAGAAAAAACCCUGCCUAAUCGUGGGAGGACAAACUGUGUCUCCAUUUCAUAGAGGUCCAUCUCGACUGGAGAUGUACAGAGAAAUUGGCCUUCCGCCAAAACAGAAGAUAACAUCGUUUAGAGUGUCAGAUAAUGCUGUCAUUAAACCAGGUACACCGCUGUAUGCUGCUCAUUUCCGCCCUGGACAAUAUGUGGACAUCACUGCAAAAACAAUUGGUAAAGGCUUUCAAGGAGUCGUGAAAAGAUGGGGAUUUAAAGGCCAGCCUGCUUCCCACGGCCAGACCAAAACACACAGGCGACCUGGAGCAAUUUCCAGUAGUGGGGCUGGAAAAGUCUUCAAGGGAAAGAAAAUGCCAGGACAGAUGGGCAACUGGUACAGGACAGCACGUGGGCUAAAGGUCUUGCGGAUCAAUGUGAAGCACAAUGUCUUGUACGUCAGUGGUAGUGUCCCAGGUCACAAAAAUUGUUUGGUAAAGGUCAAGGAUUCAAAUCUGUAUCCUUACCAAGAGGACUGUAAGAACCUGCCAUUCCCCACAUAUUUUGCUGAUGGAGACGAAGAGCUGUCUGAUGAGCUGUACGAUGAAGAGCUUUUCCAGUUCACCGAGCCCUCCAUUGUGUUCACUUAGCAGCUGACAUCUUGAGGAACAGGCAGCCUUCCCAUCAUAACUGUCAGCCUGAAAGUGCAAAACAGGAAGUCCUUCAGAAAGCACCCUCUGACAGCAACAGCCUGUGCACUCACCUUUGGACAACCUGCUGUUUUGGUCAAACACUUUCCAUACAACAGUUGAUUCUGCAGUUGGUUUAUGUAUUGUAUGAACUGGAAUGCCAAUGAAUGAGGAGAGGCCAAAGAAUGAUGGAGCAAAGGAAGGACAAUUAUGCUAGUUGUCUCCUGUUAAAAUUAACUCCCUUUCCCCAGUACUGUCCAAAAUUAUUGGUUUUGGCAUAUCUGUUGUAGAACCACUUGCCUCAAAAAAAUUUUUUAAAGAAAACAAAGUGGUGUCUUCUAAUAAUAUUAACAAAUAUAUUGUUUUCCUAAAAAAAAUUAAAAUUAAGUUAACU
Molecule: messenger RNA, 1927 nt
Organism: Heteronotia binoei (common prickly gecko)
Lineage: Eukaryota; Metazoa; Chordata; Lepidosauria; Squamata; Gekkonidae
Gene: MRPL3
Product: mitochondrial ribosomal protein L3
Exons: 10
Coding region: 445-1494 (349 amino acids)
Biological process (GO): translation
Cellular component (GO): mitochondrial large ribosomal subunit; ribosome
Molecular function (GO): structural constituent of ribosome
Source: RefSeq, a predicted model, not a curated record